This is a messenger RNA of Arctia plantaginis, 1071 nucleotides long. The record is from the annotation of a GenBank genome assembly. NCBI's taxonomy places the organism in Eukaryota, Metazoa, Arthropoda, Insecta, Lepidoptera, Erebidae.
AUGGCGUUUUUGUGUCCAGUUAGGAUUAGAAGGGGAAAGAAGAAGAAAUCUAGCAGUGGUGACUCAGACAAAGACCUCUCCCGUCCCGGCUCUGGACUAAGUCCUGGCAUGGGCCGAAUCACUGGCUCAGCCAGCAUAGAGACUCUAGUGAGGGUGGGAAUAGAGAAGGAGCAUGGACUGAGUCCAGAUUCCAAAAUGGUGGUGCUCCAUGACUUUGCACCGUGUGUGGAUGAUGAGCUUGAGGUAAAACGUGGACAAAUAGUCAAUGUGUUGUACAGAGAAAAUGACUGGGUAUAUGUGAUAGUGGCCGAGUCUCGACGCGAGGGCUUCAUACCGCACUCCUACUGCGCGCCCUGCGAACACGACCUAAAGAAAAAACUGCCUAGGAGUCGGUCUCCUACCGAUUUAGCACAUAGAGAUGUUUCACAGCGGCGGGCCGAGUCCACCCGCGACCACGGCCGGUGCAAUACGGUUGAAACUUCAGCAAAUCAAAGGCUAUCCGUAUCAGACGGCGUCACAAAUGAUGGUCAUUCAGAGUUGGGCAGCGAAGGCGAAGCUUGUCCAUUCAGCAAGGACCCUUCAGGCAGAUAUGUGGUGCUGUACACCUUCACUGCGAGAGACGAGAAUGAUGUGGAUGUUGAGCGCGGGGAAUUUGUUACGGUGCUAAAUAGAGAAGACCCAGACUGGUACUGGAUAGUCCGAAGCGAUGGACAAGAAGGCUUCAUACCGUCCGGUUUCGUUUAUCCCGCUGUCGUUCAAGCAACACAACAAGACAACACGCAACCGUCACUAUCGCCUCCGACACCCGCCAACAACAUGAUGAACAAUAAUAUAAACAACGCACAACAGCUCGACAGCGACGGGCGAUACCACGGCACCGAACUAGUCAUGCUUUACGAUUAUAAGGCGCAGGCGCCGGACGACCUGUCGGUGAAGCGCGGCGAGUGGGUGUACGCCGACCUCACGCAGCAGACCGUCGAGGGCUGGCUCUGGGCACACGCGCCCAAGUCGCGCCGCUCCGGCUUCAUCCCCACCGCCUACGCGCGCGCCCCGCACACCACCAGCCUCUAG